This is a messenger RNA of Orcinus orca (killer whale), 4166 nucleotides long. It is a transcript of the gene ETS2, whose product is annotated as ETS proto-oncogene 2, transcription factor. Gene Ontology annotation, biological process: cell differentiation; regulation of transcription by RNA polymerase II. The transcript has 8 exons. The coding region runs from base 1002 to 2180 and encodes 392 amino acids. Gene Ontology annotation, cellular component: nucleus. Gene Ontology annotation, molecular function: DNA-binding transcription factor activity, RNA polymerase II-specific; sequence-specific DNA binding. NCBI's taxonomy places the organism in Eukaryota, Metazoa, Chordata, Mammalia, Artiodactyla, Delphinidae. The record is from RefSeq and is a predicted model, not a curated record.
CGCCAGCCUGCCUUUGACACCUUUGAUGGCUCCCUGCUCGCUGCUUUCCCCUCCCUCAAUGAAGAGCAAACACUCCAGGAAGUGCCGACAGGCUUGGAUUCAAUUGCUCAUGGCUCCGGACGCGCAGGCUGAGCGGGGCCAUGGCUCACGGGCCCAGCCGCUCCGCGGCAUGUGGGAUCAUCCCGGACUGGGGCAUGAUCCCGUGUCCCCUGCAUCGGCAGGCGGACUCUCAACCACUGCGCCACCAGGGAAGCCCGUUGUUUACUCUUUUUAAGGGAAUAGCACGUCAAGUAAUGCCUCUGAGAUUACUGUGAUAGAGUUAUUAGUUGGAAACGUUCCAGAAAUUACUUUGUCAUAUGAAGUAGGUGCUAGAAAAUACAGCCCAGAAAAUUAAUUAAAACACACACACUUGCGUAAGCGUGCCAUCAUGUGACGGUCAUUUAUCAUUCUUGAAAUUGCCGAGGGAAUCCAGAGAAGGCUGUGUUUCAAUAAAAAUUGACGUCACGGGUGCUAAGUGCUGUGUGUUCCUGUUAUAUCUGAUGUUCCUUUGCUGCCGCUUAGUUAAAUGGAAGUCGCUUCCAAAUUAGCCAUUUACAACCCCUUAAGGCUUUUGGCCAAAAACCUUGCAACUUCUUUCAUUGUCGAAAAUUAAGAAUAGUCUUAAAUAGAACCGUUAUCUAGGCGUCACUGCUCUAUGAAGUUUGGCAAAAAAUCAAACUUGUUUUAUUUUAGUUUUUUUAAAAUAAGUGUAGUUAUGAGAUGUAUGAUAUUUUCUCCAUUGCAGUCAAAAACACAGUUUUUGUUAAUAUUUACACUCAUCUAAGGAAUGAUGUGGAAGAUUUGAGAUCAGAAUUGUUCUUCCCUAGAAGCUAAGACUCCCCCCCACCCCCAAUUCUCCCUGUGUUGCUGCCAGCUUGAACUCCUAACAUCCCCGUGGGGUUUCUUUUCCAGACUCGACCAACUGUGAGUUGCCUCUGUUGACCCCAUGCAGCAAGGCUGUGAUGAGUCAAGCCUUAAAAGCUACCUUCAGUGGCUUCAAAAAGGAGCAGCGCCGCCUUGGCAUCCCGAAGAAUCCCUGGCUGUGGACUGAGCAACAGGUGUGCCAGUGGCUUCUCUGGGCCACGAACGAGUUCAGUCUGGUGGACGUCAACCUCCAGAGGUUCGGCAUGACUGGCCAGGUGUUGUGUAACCUUGGCAAGGAGCGCUUUCUGGAGCUGGCGCCUGACUUUGUGGGUGACAUUCUCUGGGAACACCUGGAGCAGAUGAUCAAAGAAAACCAAGAAAAGACAGAAGAUCAGUAUGAAGAAAUUUCACACCUCAACUCAGUUCCUCAUUGGAUUAAUAGCAAUUCGUUAGGUUUUGGCGUGGAGCAAGCGCUGUAUGGAAUGCAGACGCAGAACUACCCCAAAGGCGGCCUCCUGGAUGGCCUGUGUCCAGCAUCCUCAGCGCCCAGCACGCUCGGUCCCGAGCAGGACUUCCAGAUGUUUCCCAAGGCCCGACUCAGCACCGUCAGCGUCAACUACUGCUCCAUCAGCCAGGACUUCCCGGCCGCCACCUUGAAUCUGCUCUCCAGCAGUUCUGGGAAGCCCGGAGACCACGACUCCGCCGAGACAGGCGCCGACAGCUUCGAGAGCUCGGAGUCGCUGCUGCAGUCCUGGAACAGCCAGUCGUCCCUGCUGGACGUGCAGCGGGUACCGUCCUUCGAGAGCUUCGAGGACGACUGCAGCCAGUCCCUGGGCCUCAGCAAGCCGACCAUGUCCUUCAAGGACUACAUCCAGGAGAGGAGCGACCCGGUGGAGCAAGGCAAACCAGUUAUACCUGCGGCCGUGCUGGCCGGCUUCACAGGAAGCGGACCUAUCCAGUUGUGGCAGUUUCUUCUAGAAUUGCUGUCCGACAAAUCCUGUCAGUCUUUCAUCAGCUGGACGGGGGACGGAUGGGAGUUUAAGCUUGCUGACCCCGAUGAGGUGGCCCGCCGGUGGGGAAAGCGGAAAAACAAGCCCAAGAUGAACUACGAGAAGCUGAGCCGGGGUUUACGCUAUUAUUACGACAAGAACAUCAUCCACAAGACGUCGGGGAAGCGCUACGUGUACCGCUUCGUGUGCGACCUCCAGAACUUGCUGGGCUUCACGCCCGAGGAGCUGCACGCCAUCCUGGGCGUCCAGCUGGACACGGAGGACUGAAGCCGCCCGGGGCCGGAACUGGGGCCAUGGGGACGCAUCCAAGGACCCUGAGAGGCAGGAUCAACGCAUCUGGGAACGUCUCCAAGAAGCAGCGGCCUUAUUUCAUCUGGUACCGCGGUUCUCUGCCGAAAGCAGCACAGUUUCUCGCUUCUAACUCCUGCUGCCAGGAACACGCAACUUAAGAUGCUGUUACAUUAGAAUGGCCCAGAAGAAGCACCAGGCAGCCGUCCUGGCUCUGGGAGGGCUGUGUCGUGACAGGAUCGUUCGGGCUGUUGGGUCUUCUCAAAGGAGCGAGCAUCUUGUGGACACACACUUUUGGAUUUUCUUUUGCCUUUUGCAACCGGGAAACGCCAAUGCCAAAGAGGUCUCUGGUUCAGAGGGGGAAGAGAGUGCAAGGAAACAAUCAUGCCAUUUCAGAAGUUAGUUUGUAUAUAUGACUGUAAUCUUAUAAUUGUUAUCAAAAUCCCCUAACAGACCUAUUUAACAGAAAUUGUAUAUUGUAAUUUAAAAUAAUUAUAUAACUAUAUGUGAAAUGAGAAUGCAGACGGCAUUUUGCAAUGUAUUCCAGUUGUCAAGAGCACAGGUGGCAUUUUGCAAACAUUUAAUCUGCCAGGACAGACUAAGAGAAGUUGUAAAGUGUGUAUUAUUUACAUUUAAUAUACCUACAGGAAUGAGGUCUAAGAGGGUUAAUUCCUGUUUUUUUUUUGUUUUGUUUUGUCUGGGUUAUCUAUGGCAAGGACUUUGUACAUUUGGGGAUUUUUAUAAGAAACUUAAUGUUAUUAUCUGGGGGCCCAUCUGGCCUCUCUGCUUCUCCUUUAAUUGUAAUGUAAAAGCUAUAAAGCAGUAUUUUUCUUGAUAAAUGGCAUAUGUUUUCCAUUUCUAUGCAUGCCUUUAAAUCAGUUUAUAUACAAAACUUAUUUUUGAGUUCAACUGUUUUUCCCCCAACAACGAACCUCCCCUUGACCAGCCAUUUCCUUCCCGUGCCCCAAAUUAUGCUGUUUGAUUAAAAUAAGAAUACUAUUUUUGGAAAUAUGCGACUCCUUUUCAGAGAUCAGGAGGGAUUUAUGUAGCAGCUAUUUUUACUGCAAAAGUAAUUCACUGGAAAAAAAUGUAAUUUGUAAAGAAAGUUUUAUUUUUACCUCAGCUCCACGUACAGUUGACGUACAGAGCUGAAGGUGCAGGGGGAGGGGAAGCUUUAUUAAACCUCUUGAACGUGAGUAAAGCCUGAUUUUCCCCAUCUUCUUUACCUGUCGAGUCUCAGGCUUUCUGGAUACCAAGCUGCUCCUUUCUGCUUAGUGUCCACAGUUUUAUUUUCUUGGACGCAGAAUGCCCAGAGGCAAAGAGAGGACCAACAAGAUGGGAAAGAGAAGGGAUUGGGGUUGUUCCUGUGAAGAAAACAUCUUGAUCGUGAUGGAGACUUUAGUAGUUGUUUCAAAGGAAUCCCUGGUUCAGCCUGUGCCUCCUGCCUUUUGUAAAUGAUCAAGUCAAGUCGGUUUCAAGGUUGGACAGCCCUCACUAGCAGCAUGAGGAGGUACUAGGACCAUCGGUGACAUCUCUAAAGAAGAAUCAUCCGUGCGAUGAGACCAGGGGCUUGGGUGGUAGGGCGAGCGGGGCAGAGCAGAGCUGGAAGGGGCACCACACAGUCUCAGAACCCACACAAGACUGUAUUCCAGUAUCACUACGCACAAGGUGUUUAUCUCUCAGACAUCUGUUUAUAACAUCAACAGACAUGGGACUGGGAACAUCUUGCUGCCAAAAAGAAAUCUUAGCUAUUGGCUUAUUUUAUAUGGGGUUUGACCACGUGAAAUUGCCAAUGUGUGUGUGUUUCAUCUACGAAGUUGGCAGUUUUAUGUGGCUUAACCCAAUUGUUAUGGAAAAUCAAAUCCAUGGUAAACCUUUGGCGUGGUAAUGAACAGGACUUGAGUAUAAAAGUUUUGUAAUUCGGCCUUUUCUUUCUCAAAUAAUAAAGUAUUUUGUUUAUAUAAA